ACGUGGGAGGAGCGUGCGUGACACAUCAAAAAACAGUUUAUGAAAACAGACAGCAGCCCAGCGGCCAACACUCACAACGGUGGAUAAACGACGCUAGAAAGACCACGGGAAAGUCAGAGUAAACCUGGUUAAUUUAAGACAACAUUGGCGCGUCCUACUAUUGAACGACAGACCGAGGAGGAAACGUGAUUUGGUUGUUGAGAUUUCAUCACUGCUGGUUGUCAAGUUAUUUCUGCGAUGGAGUUUCCGGAUCUGGGAGAGCAUUGCUCUGAGAAGACCUGCAAGCGUUUAGACUUCCUUCCCAUGAGAUGUGAUGCCUGUCAAGAGAUCUUCUGCAAGGACCACAUAACCUAUGCAAAUCACAAAUGCACAUCAUCCUAUAAAAAGGAUAUCCAGGUCCCAGUAUGUCCUUUGUGCAACAUCCCCAUUCCAAUCAAGAGAGGAGAGAUGCCCGACAUAAAGGUCGGUGAACACAUCGAUCGGGAUUGCAAAUCAGACCCUGCGCAAAGAAAGAGAAAGAUUUUUACAAAUAAAUGUUCUAAAGGAGGCUGUAAGCAGAAGGAAAUGAUGCGAGUGACCUGCGACCAGUGCCAUUUAAAUUACUGUCUUAAACACCGACAUCCACUAGACCAUGAUUGUAACACUGAUAAAAAACCUUUGUCCAAAAGUGGACAUGCUGCUGUAAUGAGGGCCCACGGUUCCUCCUCCGCCUCUGCUUCUAGUUCAUCUGGUACAGGAAGCUCUAGACCUGUUUCUAAUGGUGUGACUGCUAAUAAUAGAGGCCACAAUAGCGGCUCUACCCAGCGGAUCCCCACUUCAGUUUCAGCACAGAAUGUAAUUCCACCAUCAACAUCAUUUCAGGCCGGGAUGACGGAGGAGCAGGCUUUACAAAGGGCUCUGGAGAUGUCUUUGGCUGAGUCGAGGGUAACUGUUCAGCCAACCCUUAGCCCUCAGGAGCAGGAGGAUCUGGCUCUCGCUCAGGCUCUCGCUGCCAGUGAAGAAGAAUACAGACGCCAGCAGCAGAGACAACAGGUACCCGGAAAGCUUAGCCGUCACUAGCAUGCUAACAGGAACACAUGGGAGGGAGUCCAAACAGUCGACCUGCAGCCUUUCUUAAUGUCGGACCACCAUUUAGACUUCAAGCUGUGCUAAUUACAUUCUAGAAACUGCACAUCUGGGAUUAUCAAUGAUUGUGAAAUAAAUGAAAACCUCGUAAAAGUUGCUGAGAUAUUUCCGCCUUCUACAAUAUAAAGCACAUACUUUCCUAGCAGGAUCGGUCAUUUUUACUGAUGAUUUGCUCUGUAUAUAUUUUAUAUGUUGAUCAUGAAACCAUUAUAUUACCACAUAUGAAUAUUGAAUAAAUUAUUACAAUGAUGCACUCUGAA
Molecule: messenger RNA, 1385 nt
Organism: Thunnus maccoyii (southern bluefin tuna)
Lineage: Eukaryota; Metazoa; Chordata; Actinopteri; Scombriformes; Scombridae
Gene: zfand2a
Product: zinc finger, AN1-type domain 2A
Exons: 10
Coding region: 238-1059 (273 amino acids)
Biological process (GO): proteasome-mediated ubiquitin-dependent protein catabolic process; protein targeting to ER
Cellular component (GO): endoplasmic reticulum; cytoplasm
Molecular function (GO): zinc ion binding
Source: RefSeq, a predicted model, not a curated record